This is a messenger RNA of Penicillium odoratum, 1314 nucleotides long. Its product is annotated as zinc-binding alcohol dehydrogenase family protein. The record is from RefSeq and is a predicted model, not a curated record. The transcript is spliced from 4 exons. Gene Ontology annotation, molecular function: oxidoreductase activity, acting on NAD(P)H. NCBI's taxonomy places the organism in Eukaryota, Fungi, Ascomycota, Eurotiomycetes, Eurotiales, Aspergillaceae. The coding region runs from base 1 to 1314 and encodes 437 amino acids.
AUGGCUUUGGUAGCACCCAGCAUCAUGUCCAUCACCACCUGUCUACAACUUGAAGGACUGCAAAAUAAGCGGUCGUCUUUUCAUCGUUAUAUUUUUUCUGAGGCUCAGUCUCAGCCUCUUGCUCCCAACACAAAUACGGAGGAACAAAAACCCGCAAUACCCAAUACCCCUCAACCCGUGGAGGCAAAACAGAGGGUGCUGCUUCUCAAGGCGGCCCGAGAACAGUAUACCCUGGUAGAUGAUCAUCACGUUCCUUCUAUCCUUCAUCCAGGAGAGGUUCUCGUCAAGGUUUUAGCGAUCGGCCUGAACCCUAUUGACUGGAAAGGGCCAGCAUACAAUUUUGGUAUCCCCAGUUUGCCAUGGAUCAACGGACGCGACUUGGCAGGCCUUGUUCUUCAAGUCCCUAAUGAAUCCUCCCGCCUUCGUGUAGGCGAUAUUGUUCUCGUACCAUCUACAGACUACCGGGAUAUCAGAAAAGCAGCCUUCCAAGAAUACGCGAUUGCCACCGACUUCAACGCAGCUCGUAUUCCAUCUUCAACUUCUAUUCAUGCAUCGGCAUCCCUGGGCGUGGCCUUUGUUGCUGCAGUAUUAGCUCUGGGUGUGUCAUUUGGUCUAGACUUCUCCCGUCUUACACGAUCACCAGGGCCCAACUUGGUGAACGUCAUCAAUCAACUUAAUAAGAAUGAUAUUCCUGCCGAUAUUCGAGACGAGGUUUUCGCUACGUCUGAUGAAUCCGAUCGUCCUCAGAAUGGUGACUGGCUUGCAAUUUGGGGAGCAUCGACAACUACUGGACUUGUCGCUCUCCAACUAGCCAAGCUCGCCGGACUUCGAGUCAUCUGUGUGGCAGACGCUGCACGACACGGUGCCAAGCUUAUAGAGUUCGGAGCCGAUCUAGUAGUGGAUCGACACGACACGGAUCGAGCAGUGGAGAUCAUCCGUGGAGUCACUGGCGGUAAGCUACGAUAUGCUAUCGAUAUCGUUGGCAAGGAUACAGCGACGAUACUCGAAAAGACACUGGAUCCAUUAGGAAAUGCCCAUCUAUUAGGGCUUACUGGUCUGCCACAAGAGCGCAAAUCUGGGAUCAAAUACCAUACCGUGCCUAUUAAGCUCUUCCACACAGCCCCUGCUGUGGGUGAAAGCAUGGUUACCUGGCUGGAGAAUUUGCUGCAAUCGGGUACCCUGACUUUGCCAGAGAUUGUUCGGGCAGAGGGUGGGUUGGAAGGUAUCAAUGCUGCAUUGGAUGUUCUCCGGAGUGGGACGGCUUCUGGGAAGAGAAUUGUGGUUGAUUUGAGUUCCAAGCAGGCUCUGCCUUGA